Molecule: messenger RNA, 1134 nt
Organism: Penicillium verhagenii
Lineage: Eukaryota; Fungi; Ascomycota; Eurotiomycetes; Eurotiales; Aspergillaceae
Product: phospholipase D regulator
Exons: 2
Coding region: 1-1134 (377 amino acids)
Biological process (GO): positive regulation of catalytic activity
Cellular component (GO): cell periphery; fungal-type vacuole
Source: RefSeq, a predicted model, not a curated record
AUGGAUGCGCAUGACUCCAAAGCUGAGACCACCGGCCAAAUCUUCAAUGAGAAGCUGCCCGAGAAUGUUCCUGUGGUUACCACUUCAUCUACUGCAGAUCCAAAGCCUUUGAACAUAGAUACCCACGCCAGCAAUCUCCGCACCAGUACCUCCAAUUCCCCAGCCACGGCAACGCAUACUCCCAAUACCCAGCUAUCCGAGGAAUUCGCUCGAUUUCAGAAUAAUACUUUGCGUGCUCUGCCUGCCUGGAUCCGGUCGGUCGAGGAAAUCCAAGAAGAAAAAGACGAAGCUGCUGCUACAGAUCACCUACUACCAUCCCAACCCAACGAUGCAUUUGUCGCCCAGCACAACCAUGCUCCCCACCCUAAAUCUAGGUCCGAAUACUCCCAUGAGGGUCAACUUGAAGACGGCAUGUCGAUGUCCCCUCGUCGAGAGUCUCGCUGGAAAACAUUCUCUCGCACCAUCCAGUAUCCGCGAGAAUAUGGCGAGGAGUACAAAGAGGUCACUGCGGAAUGGAUGAACGAUAAUAUGGGAAAUCUAUUAGAACCAUGGCGAGGCAAUUUGUUGGAAGGUGACAGCCCAGAGUUUCCCUUACACAACAGCACCCCCAGACGAGAAAUUUGGUUCAAGCGCUUCCAUAACUUCUUUUUGAGGAGUCCGAUUGCACCACUCAUUCUACGGUUGACCGUCUGGUGUUUCUCACUUGCAGCCUUGAUCUUGGGUGGGAUAAUUCAACACUUGUCCGACCAGGUCCAUAACCGCCAAGGCGCCUCCGCACUGAUGGCGAUCAUUGUUGAUGCUGUGGCUUUGGUGUAUCUCAUUUAUAUAACAUUUGAUGAGUAUACUGCGAAGCCAUUGGGCCUGCGAUCUCCCUCAGCUAAAACACGUCUUAUCCUCCUGGAUUUGUUUUUCAUUGUGUUCGAUUCAGCUAAUCUCAGUUUGGCGUUCAAUUCUCUGUCCGAGGUGACCGGAGCUUGUACCGAAGCUGAGAUUAAUCAAGCGAUCGACCCUCGUAAUGAUCGAAUUUGCGUGCGGCAAAAGGCCCUUGCGUCCGUCUUGCUGGUUGCCCUGGUCGCUUGGUUAAUGACAUUUGCAAUCAGUGUUCUGAGGUACAGUACCACCCACCACAUGUAG